Molecule: messenger RNA, 2049 nt
Organism: Rotaria sp. Silwood2
Lineage: Eukaryota; Metazoa; Rotifera; Eurotatoria; Philodinida; Philodinidae
Source: the annotation of a GenBank genome assembly
AUGGAUCAUCUACGCACUUUAACAAAAGAGGAUUGGGAAAAGUUAAGUAAAAUAGGUCAUGUUGUUAAACAACUAAUACGGGAUUAUAUGCAAAUUAACACUGCCGUUAAAUCGUUUGAUCAAACUAAAAACCCAUAUGAAGAAUCGACAGCAGCUUUAAUUGGUGAUAUUCAUCGUGUUCGUCGAUAUUUUUACUAUUCAAUAAAAAAACUGCAUCUUGUCCCUCAUUUAUCAUCUGAAGCCGUUGAUUUAGCUAUAAAAGAAGUCAGAAAAACUUACGAUGAUGAUGGUAAAUCUGAAUUACUUAAACGAGUCGCAAUCUAUGCUGGAAUAACCAUGAUUACACAGCCAUUAUCUGCUGGUGAACUGAAUCGACCGUAUGUUGGUGAAACUGAAAAACUCCUUGUUGAUAUUAUGUAUCGAGCACAUAACAUUCCAUUCUUGAUAUGCGCAAUGACUAUUGAUGAAAUAGAUGGUCUUGUACCGAAACGCGAUAAUAACGCACAACAAUCCAAAGUCGAUGGAAUUAGUGUUCUUCUUUCACAUAUUGAAGGUGUUAAAAAUAUUCCAAAUUUAAUCGUUUUUGGUGCUACCAAUCGACGUAAUAUGAUGGAUGAAGCAUUUCUUCGACGUAUCCAAGCAAAAGUAUUUGUUGGGCGUCCCUCACCUGCUAUAAGAAGUAAUAUGUUAUUACCAUUAGUGUGUAAAAAUUCAGAAAUUUUUACACCAGCACGUAUACAAUCAUUAGUUAAAAUCACAACAAAUUUUAGUGGUGCUGCAAUAGGUGCAUUGAAAUCUAGUCUGAUUAUCGAGUUGGAUCGUAAUCGUAUCACUGAACAUCGUCUAUUAGAAUUAGCUGAUAGUGUUGCGAGAGAAUUUAAUGUUUGGUUUGGUAUAAGUACAUUACCAGAAAUAUGUCGUAUAAAUCCAAAUAUAAUUAAUCCUGUAAAUCAAGAAGAUGAGUUUUCAUUGGACUUUCAAAAAAUGAUACCAACAGGCCGCAUAUUAAUUGAUUAUACUGAUCGUAAAUGUCGUAUUGAAAUAAAGAAUGAUCCAACAUUGGAAAAAGAUUUAAAUAAAACUGAAACGUCUAUGCCACAUUUAUUAGCACGUUUCAUAUAUGGCUGCUCAACAAGGAAUAUUGAUACAGUACAAAUUAUUUAUUUAAAUUUUUUAAUAAAACAAAAUGCUUUUGGCGAAGACCAAAUAUUUGAAAUAUUAACAACAAUAUUUCUUGAAUGUAAUGAAUAUAAUAGAUCAAUGCUUAUAUUUGAUAUUGAUUCAUUAAUUAUGUUAAACAAAUCUGAUUCAGAAAUGUCAAAAUCAAAAUCAAUUUCAAACAUACGCAUCUAUCAAUUCAUACGAGAAAAGUGUAAAACGUCUAUUAUUGAAGAAACAGAGCCUGAUAAUGAGGGUAAAACAAUAAGAAUUGAAAAAUGGAUUGUCAUAGUUGUAAAAGACCCAUGGUUGAGAGAUACAUUGAUUGAGGAUAUUGAAUUCCAGAAAUCCUCCGCUCAACUUCUUGCAGAAGAAACAGAAAAAAACACUCGUGAGGACGAAGAAACAUCGAGAAAGUGUCCAAAGUGUUUAAGAAAUUAUGUACCAAAGGAAACACGCGAUGGAAACUGUUAUUAUCAUCCUGGUUUCGUUGUCGACAUUAAUAAUCCAAAGAAACAGAUGACUGGAGAGGAAGCUCAAGAAGUUUUACAAUGUGCUAUAUUAAAGAAAUUGUCGGAAGAAGAAAUACCGAAAUUAAUAUGGGCCUGUUGUUUACGUAUAUUCAGUGAUUCGUCACACCCAUGUGAAGUAGGUAAAUGCGGCUUGCCAAAAGAACUGGACGGUAAAAUUAACAUGAGUCAAGAUAACUAUGUUGUCUUAGUACAAGAAAAAAACAAGGAAAAUGCGAUAGCAAAGAAAAAAUUGGAACAGUUUUUACAAAGGUACAAACCAACAACAAUAAACAAAAGUUCAGCAGACUCAUCAGGAAAAUCAGCGGCAAGCUCUAUGGCAUCGCAAUUUAAUUAUAAAUCGUCAUUAUAUUCUUCAUAG